Helianthus annuus (common sunflower) is the source of this 1192-nucleotide messenger RNA. RefSeq lists its product as uncharacterized. Bases 223 to 573 code for a protein of 116 amino acids. The transcript has 2 exons. Lineage: Eukaryota; Viridiplantae; Streptophyta; Magnoliopsida; Asterales; Asteraceae. The record is from RefSeq and is a predicted model, not a curated record.
UUUAGUUCACUUCAUCCGCACAUGACCCGACCCCCAUAUCUGCUUUCUCUCACCCAACUCCGGUCACCGGAGUGAAUUCCGGCGUGCACCGGUCGUCGCUCGUUCUCCGGCCACGCACAACCACUCCCUUCCUCCCUCUUCUACACCUCUCUCACUCCCCUCUCUCUUUAGACUGCUAGCCGACCACCACACAAUGGUGGCAGUGCAUGACUAAGACUAACAAUGACGGCAGGGCAAGGAACCACCACAGGUGGUGCGAUGUUGACUCAACGGCGGAGCCGCCACACCGACGGCGAGAAACACUGCAAUCGGUGUCGGUGGUGUGUGGGUUUCAAAUCGAAGUCGAAGGAAACAGUGAAGUUGGUGGUUCUGUUACCUUUCGUUUUUUUUCCGAUGACGAUAAUGAGGACUUAUAAUGAAGAUGGUGAUGUCGAUGAAGAUGAUGAUGACUUACGGUGGUGGAGACAGGCAACGACCGACGACGGUUAUGGUGUCGUUUUUGUUCCGACAAAUCUCCGACAAAACUCCGUUUUAUUUACUUUCCUGUCGAUGUUGGCUGCAUACCUCGAGUGAUUCCGACGACGGUGACGAAGGCAGCUAACAGCAGGCUCGGGUUAUGUUUGGUUCGGUCGACUUUGGUCAAAACUCGGUCCAAGCUAGUCAACAGGAAUCAGGUUUUGGUUUUGGUUUGGGUUAGCAUCAGUUCGGUCAGCAUGUGGGUUUCAGUUUCGGGUCAGGUUUUCACUCAUGUCUCGGUUCAGCUUGGGUCAUGACCGAGUCGACUCAGCUCGUGGUUGGUCAAGUUCAGUCAACACAGCGGUCAACUGGUCAACACGGGUCAAACCCGGUCAACACAGUCAAAAGUCAGCCAACAGAAGACCGGUAACAAAGUUAAACGUAGCGAGUUGUUAAAUCGUUAUUUUUAGAUUAUUAGUUAUACACGACCGAUCUUGAACCGUUUCGAUUAAAAAUCAUUUACAUUUUGGUAUAUUCGACAAGAAUUAUAUACACAUCGUUCGCAUUGAAUUAUUGUUGAAUUUUGAAAAACAUAUCGACACUUAGUUGUCGGGAUCGUCCAAAAACAGAGGAAACUCUGUCCGAUUUUCAUAAAAAUUCGAAACACGAGACAUUUGUAAUUUACAAACGACAUUUAUCGGAAGCAAAGUAUAUUUGCGACAUAAGUAUAAAGUAU